AUGUGGGAUGUGAUUUACAAGAAACCGAACCAUCAGAGCUCCUCUUCAGCACAUGCACGCUUGGGAGACUAUCAUUAUGUGGAUGUUCGAGAUGCGUCUCAUAUCUCAGCGGCUCUAAGAUUUACACAUGCCCACAACAUUCGCAUCAGCGUGAAGUCACGACUUUUUCGGACGAUCUCAGAAUAUCGGGAGCUUGGAGCUGGAGUCAUCGCAACCGACGCACAUCAUUUCGUCAGCUCGAAGGGAAUGGAUAUCACAGGAGGGUACGAGCAAUGGGUCGGACUAGCCGGUGUUUUCGCCCAAGGUGGUGGUGUUGAGUCAUUCACAACCACCUAUGGUAUGAUGGCCGACAAGGCCGUUGAGUUCGAGGUGGUGACAGUAGAUGGAAAAGUCCGCACUAUCAAUCAAUGCAACGAACCCGAGCUCUUAUGGGCCAUGUGUGGCGGAGGAGGCGGUACUGUUGCUGUACUCGCCAAGUAUCGAGUUCAAGUGUACCCUUCUCUGUCCAUCUAUACAUACACCGUCACAGCCAAUUGUACCGGUGACACGAGUGAUGCCACCCAGAACGUGGCUCUGCGCGCGAUCCUGACGGCUCAUGCAGUACCGGCCAACUUGAAUACUUCCCGGAGAAAAUAG
Molecule: messenger RNA, 636 nt
Organism: Penicillium robsamsonii
Lineage: Eukaryota; Fungi; Ascomycota; Eurotiomycetes; Eurotiales; Aspergillaceae
Product: FAD linked oxidase N-terminal
Exons: 2
Coding region: 1-636 (211 amino acids)
Molecular function (GO): flavin adenine dinucleotide binding
Source: RefSeq, a predicted model, not a curated record